AUGGUUGAGGUCGUGGAUGGAAUCAACUUGCAAGAGGUCGUGAUACCAGCGAUAUGCUUCGCGGUUUGCGCCGGCUUCCAGACGUGGGAGUUCCUCGGCUCCCAUGACGAUCCCGCGCGGGCUCGGACCCUUUUCAAGGCUGUGAGGGCUGGCUGGGUCAAGGACCAAUUUAUGAAGGGGACGGCGGCCUGCAACACCACCCGAGACUACAUCAAGUCGGCCGUGUUCAUGGCCAAUACCGCCAUUACUCUCGCCACCUUCGCUGUAGGAUACGCAGGGUCGAUCUACACGGACUGUUCCGACGACGACGACGACUGCACCCCGGAGGACUGGCUGUUCGUGAUCAAGCUCGGCUGCCUCUCGGCGGUCCUGCUCGUGAACUUCUUCGUCCUGACGCAGUGUACUCGCUUCGCGGUGCACUUCAGCUUUUGCAUCAACACCAGAGAGAUCGAAGGCGUGCCGAUGUCUCACGCGAUGUUGGUCAACGUAUUCGAGCACUCCCACAAGUACUUCAGCCUGGGCAUCCGGCUGUACUUCGGAACAAUUCCAGUUUUCGCGUGGAUCUUUACCCCCUGGGCGCUCCUCGCCGUGACUCCCGUGUACGUGUACAUGGUGAGAGGGCUAGAGAACGCCGGGUUCGUCAAGGACGAGAUGGACCAGAUGACCGGGCGCAAAAGAGCCACGCUGCCGCCCCCGGGAUCGGAGUCCACGGCGGAUGCUCGUGCUGUGUCAGCGACAGCAACAGCGGCAGGGGGCUUGGAGGAAGGGCCAUCCGACAAAAACCUUUAAAUCAGUCAGUUUAUCUUCAAACAAUGUGUUUAGCAUCUGCCGUUGCGGUGGAGUUUCCGAUUGUCACAGAGACAAGGCCGUGACAAGGUUGGGUUUAGUUCGAAUUGCACAUUGCUGUUUAUUGGAGACCCUCCUCUUAUCUUUUUCGUAGAUGAAACGCCGCGGAUUGGUUCAUUUGAGAGCCUCUUUUAUCUUUUUCGUAGAUGAAACGACGCCGAUUGGUUUAUUGGAGAGCUUCUUUUUUUUUUCGUAGAUGAAACGACGCGGAUUGAAGUGUGCGGGGGUGGGUGGUGUGAAUAGUUUUGGAGAAGUUGUCCUUGAGGGUUCUCUUGCCCUAGACUAUGGCAUCAGUCGUUAAAC
Ectocarpus siliculosus is the source of this 1149-nucleotide messenger RNA. The record is from the annotation of a GenBank genome assembly. NCBI's taxonomy places the organism in Eukaryota, Phaeophyceae, Ectocarpales, Ectocarpaceae.